AUGCUCAAGCCCAAGGACCUGUGCCCCCGAGCGGGUACGCGUACCUUUCUGGAGGCCAUGCAGGCGGGCAAAGUGCACCUGGCCCGCUUUGUGCUGGAUGCGCUGGACCGCAGCAUCAUCGACUGCCGCGCGGAGCAGGGCCGCACACCGCUCAUGGUGGCCGUGGGCUUGCCAGACCCCGCGCUGCGCGCGCGCUUUGUGCGACUACUGCUGGAGCAGGGUGCAGCAGUGAACCUGCGGGACGAGCGCGGCCGCACGGCGCUCAGCCUGGCGUGCGAGCGCGGCCACCUGGACGCCGUGCAACUGCUGGUGCAGUUCAGCGGCGACCCCGAGGCGGCCGACUCGGCGGGCAAUAGCCCGGUGAUGUGGGCGGCAGCGUGCGGCCACGGGGCGGUGCUCGAGUUCCUGGUGCGCUCUUUCCGCCGCCUCGGCCUGCGCCUCGACCGCACCAACCGGGCGGGCCUCACGGCGCUGCAACUGGCCGCCGCCCGCGGCCACGGGACCUGUGUGCAGGCCCUCACCGGGCCCUGGGGCCGCGCAGCCGCCGCCGCCGCGGCCCGGGGCUCCAACUCCGACAGCCCCCCUGGCCGUCCGGCUCCCGCGCCCAGCCCGGAGCGCAGAAGACCCAGCCCCCGCCGCCUACCGCGGCCUCUCCUGGCGCGCUUUGCUCGAGCGGCCGGCGGCCAUGGUCACGGCGGCGAGGCUGGCUCAGGGGUUAAGGGCUUCGGUCGGCACCGGGCUCAGGGCAGCGAGCGGCCGGAGCUGGGCCGGAGCAUGAGCCUGGCGUUGGGUGCCGUGACCGAGGAGGAGGCGGCUCGACUGCGGGCGGGAGCCCUGAUGGCACAAUCACACUCGCCCCAGUCUUCAGGCGUUGGGCGGUGGCGUUCGCAGGAGGUGCUGGAGGGAGCGCCCCCAACCUUAGUGCAAGCCCCCGUCGGCCUGAGCCCCCACCCCGAGGGCGGCCCCGGCUCUGGCCGCUUGGGUUUGCGCCGACGCUCUACAGCUCCAGACAUCCCCAGCCUGGUCGGGGAAGCACCUGGGCCCGAGAGCGGCCCAGAAUUAGAGCCCAACGCUCUGCCCCAUUCGGUGCCUGGGCCUCAGCCUUGGCAGGCGGGCACGGAGGCCGUGGUGCUGCACGCUCAGCGGUAA
Molecule: messenger RNA, 1149 nt
Organism: Mesoplodon densirostris (Blainville's beaked whale)
Lineage: Eukaryota; Metazoa; Chordata; Mammalia; Artiodactyla; Ziphiidae
Gene: ANKRD63
Product: ankyrin repeat domain 63
Exons: 1
Coding region: 1-1149 (382 amino acids)
Molecular function (GO): protein binding
Source: RefSeq, a predicted model, not a curated record